Molecule: messenger RNA, 1446 nt
Organism: Ctenocephalides felis (cat flea)
Lineage: Eukaryota; Metazoa; Arthropoda; Insecta; Siphonaptera; Pulicidae
Product: ADP-ribosylation factor GTPase-activating protein 1-like
Exons: 8
Coding region: 136-1398 (420 amino acids)
Biological process (GO): regulation of endocytosis; regulation of ARF protein signal transduction
Cellular component (GO): Golgi membrane
Molecular function (GO): GTPase activator activity
Source: RefSeq, a predicted model, not a curated record
GCAAGCUCCCAAAGUGAACACGUCUACAAUUAAAUAUGUAUUAUAAAUAUUAUUUCAUCUUAGUUCAGUAAUAGAGCUUACUGUUACUUAUCUAAUUAGUCCAAUUUUUUAACGAUCUGUAUUUUAUAAUUAAAAAUGGCAAGCCCUAGAACUAGACGAGUUCUUCAAGAAUUAAGACCUCAUGAUGAAAAUACAAAAUGUUUUGAAUGCCAAAUGCAUAAUCCUCAAUGGGUCUCCGUAACUUAUGGCAUUUGGAUUUGCCUGGAAUGUUCAGGAAAACACAGGAGUCUCGGAGUUCAUUUAUCAUUUGUACGAUCUGUCACAAUGGACAAGUGGAAAGAUAUAGAACUAGAGAAAAUGAAGGUGGGAGGCAAUAAAAAAGCAAGAGAAUUUUUUGAAUCCCAAGAUGAUUGGGAUGACUCUAUGACCAUCAAUCAGAAAUAUAACACUAAAGCUGCUGCCCUUUAUAAAGAUAAGAUAAAUUGUUUAGCUGAGGGUAAGGAUUGGGAUAUAUCUAAAUCAUCGGCUCAAAUAAAUAGAACACAGUCACAUGGCAGUCCCACUAGGAAAAGUAGAAGUGCAAAUUCAACAUUCCAAGGUGGAAAUAGUUAUCAAAACAUAAAUUCUCAAGAAUUUUUAGAACAAAAGCAAGCAUUUUUUGCAAAUAAGCAAGCAGAGAAUGCUCAAAGAUCAGCAGAUUUGCCACCCAACCAAGGUGGACGUUAUUCUGGUUUCGGAUAUACUGCAAAUCCGCCACCUAAAUCCCAAUCUAAUGAGCUUCUUGAUAAUACAAUUUCUUCACUAGCAUCUGGAUGGUCAUUAUUUUCUGUGAGUGCAUCCAAAUUAGCAAGCAAAGCGACAGAGAGUGCCAUUAAACUUGGAGGGAUUGCUACCCAAAAAGUUUCAGAUAUUUCAUCUGUUGUGGGAGAGAAGGUGACUGAUAUAACUAAGAAGAGUUGGAGCAAUUUAAAUGGAGACAACUUUUUAGGCAGUCAGUCCAGUUUAGCAGGUACAAGUAAUAGUCGAUCAGAUCCAUAUUCUAAUAAUUUUAAUACUGCUGCAGAAGGUGGAUAUCAAAGAUCAUGCUCCAAUUACACAAUUAGUAAAUCAGAACCUCAGGAUGAGUGGGGUUGGCAAGAAUCUAACAGAACUGCAUCUGUUCCUAAUGCAAAUUCAUGGAAAGACUGGGAGCAACAACCAGAAAGCAAGAAUAAUGACCAAGAUGAAAGAACUAAAUUUAAAAAUCAUUCUGCAAGUACACGACAAAAAGUAGAUCAAGCAUCUGAUGUUAAACUUGUCAAUUUGGAUGAAUUAGAUGUUCGUUCCAUCAAACCAAAAACCUAUCAAAAUGUAACAAAGCGUGAAGAUGAUGAAGCUUGGGAAUUACUGAAUAGUUGAAUAGAACUAUUAAAAUUAUAAUGAAAAAUCUUAUGGCAAAUGAUAUUU